UGCCAUAAGCCGGUUGGACCAGGUCAUCAAUACUAAAUAUACGACUCAGUCAAGUGCCCCCAUUGCGUCACGGCUAUCCGACCUUACCGCAGUGUAUGGAUGAAUAGAUCAAGGUAUUUUCUGAAGUGCCAUUUCGAAUCCAGAAAAUAAAACAUACAGAAUCACCACCAAGUAUUGGCUUAUUCUAGGUUUAUCUGAUACCGUUUAUAAUAUUUAAAAUAAAUCGAAGAGUUAUUGGUGUAUCAAUACAACAUGGGGUCAUCUAACGACGAUACUACAUCUCAACAGCCCCGCAAAGAAAGCGAGGGACAGCAGGAGCAACAAGAGCAGCCAACUUCGCAGGCCGAAGGACAGCAACCAACGGAAGAUCAGAAUGACACUCAGGGUCAAUCGCAACAAAAUAGCGACCAACAUGACAAAAAUAAAGCGAGACAACGCGGCGACGAAGUGAACGAGGACGAAAGCGAGAAGGGUGAGGAGGCUAACCCUCAGGCCCGAUCCGCGGCCGAAUCUGAAAAGAAGAAACAACCUCAACCUAAACCAGCCCGCGUCGAGUCAGAGAAGCCGGGUCGAUCACGACGCCGCCGCCGCCAUAAUCAACCGGCGUGGAUGGAUGAAAAUAUAGAAAAUGACCACGAAAAACAGAUGGCACCUCGUAGGCAACGUCAACCGCCACCACAGUACCAACCCCAACUCCAACCCCAACUCCAACCCCAACUCCAACCCCAACUCCAACCCCAACGACAGAUGCAGCCACAAUCUCAUAAUCAAGACGGAGGAAACAAUCCACUGAGGUUGCGGUUGGAUAUCAACCUCGAAAUAGAGAUAACAUUAAAGGCCCGGAUCCACGGUGACCUGACUUUGUCUCUCUUGUAAGUGUUGAUAACCCUUUUCUUACCCUUGAAUAUCCAUUGCAUUAGAAUACUUCGAGAUUGUUUGAGAGACGCUGGAUACCCAUUGAACUGACUCUACAAAAGUGAAUAGCUAGUUCGGUUUAACAGAAGACAAUUGACUAACAGUCUUAUUCGCCGUUAAUAGGGAUGGGUUAUGAGCCUGCACCACUUGGCUGUAAGCUGUGCGGGCGA
Molecule: messenger RNA, 1085 nt
Organism: Daldinia vernicosa
Lineage: Eukaryota; Fungi; Ascomycota; Sordariomycetes; Xylariales; Hypoxylaceae
Exons: 1
Coding region: 253-876 (207 amino acids)
Source: RefSeq, a predicted model, not a curated record